Molecule: messenger RNA, 4226 nt
Organism: Sinocyclocheilus rhinocerous
Lineage: Eukaryota; Metazoa; Chordata; Actinopteri; Cypriniformes; Cyprinidae
Product: zinc finger protein GLIS2-like
Exons: 7
Coding region: 929-2395 (488 amino acids)
Biological process (GO): regulation of transcription by RNA polymerase II
Cellular component (GO): nucleus
Molecular function (GO): DNA-binding transcription factor activity, RNA polymerase II-specific; RNA polymerase II cis-regulatory region sequence-specific DNA binding
Source: RefSeq, a predicted model, not a curated record
UGCCAAUAAAAAUGUUGAGAGCGCUGGAGGGAGGAAGGGAGGGGAGUUUGUUUGGACGGGAGCCCAGGACGGCCUCCUCAGCGCUAGAUGGGGCGGAGCAGCACACAUGCGCUGAGCUGGCAGAGUCACAGUCAGUCAGGGCUGAUCCCUCCGCCCGCUGCGCCCGAGGAGAGGAGAGGAGACACGGACAGGCUCGAGUCCGGGGUACUGGAGACCCACCUCAUCACACACUGUAUCCAAGGACAACAUUAAGGCCCCAGGACUGGAAACGACCAGAGGAAAUCGCGAACCCGACACGGAGACACCAUCCGGACACGAAGCUGAAAAGGGAGACGUCUCCUCUCCAUCGCCGUUUGCGCACGACCACCCAUUAAAAACCCCUCUGGACCAGCGCCGCCAGCAAGCGAUGCACCUUGAUGCCAAGACAACGAUCACUCCGAUCGGUUUCUGUUUGUUUUUUUAGCGCAUCGUUCUUAAGCAGUCAUUCCAGAGUCGAUAAUAACAGUACGGACACUGUGUUGACACACACACACACACACAUGCAUUUAACGGGUUUCUUCUUCAUGAGAAUAUCCUCAUGGCCUGAAACUGACAUAAACUACUAAAUCCGUCGCAUUCACUCUGGAUUGACGCCUUUUUAUCCUCGCAAGUCUUGAGUUUUCUGCUCUUCCGAACACUGUCAUGCGUGUCCAGACAACAGUCUGAUGCUCUCAGACAGCAGUAGAUUAUUCAGCCACUGGUGACAGUGUUUUACAGGUCCUUUUGCAUAAUCUGCCGGGCCUUGCUUAAAAACUGACUCCUUAUUUUGCAAUCCAAGGGAAUUGGAGCAAACAUCCCCUCUGGAAAGUUUAAGGUGGAGACCAGUGCUGGGCCAUAACACAUCCAGGAGGUUUUACAGAAGGUUGCAGGCUCUGGACUGCAUGCCGUCAUGCUGUCCUUAGACGAGCCACUGGACCUGAAGGUGCCGAGGGGGCGGGUCAGUGGGCGGGACAGAGUCGCCAGGUCUCCGCCCACUCUCACUCCCUCUCCCAUUCACGCUAAGGGGGCGGGGCAGCUGCGGAUGGCAGACGACGGGACCGCAGUCAUCGUUCCAGCGUCUCCUGCCUCUCCACACACAGGUGUCCUGCAGGAUAAAUUGGAGACCCCCACACCGCCCGCUGUGGACCUCAGCAUGUCCCCGUCCUCCAGAAACACCGCCUGCUCUCCGGAUCUCUCCAAUGGAAACGGCUCAGCUCCCGUUUUCCCCGGGGACUUGGCUCAUAUCCGUUACGUGGAGGGAGGGGUGACGUCUCAAGCGUUCCAGUUCUUCGUGCCAAUUGGAGGAGGUGGAGGGCUUCACCUGCCUUCCUCGAUGUUCAUUCGGCAGCCCAAGGACACACGAGCUUCUCCAGACCUCUCCGCAGAUGAACAGCUGGCCUGUCGCUGGAGGAAGUGCCACCUACUUUUUGACUCCUUGCAAGACCUGGUGGAUCACGUCAAUGACUUCCAUGUAAAGCCUGAGAAGGAAUCUGGGUACUGUUGCCUCUGGGAGGGAUGUGCACGCAAAGGACGGGGAUUCAAUGCCAGGUACAAGAUGCUGAUACACAUCCGUACUCACACCAAUGAGAAACCUCACCGCUGUCCCACCUGCAACAAGAGCUUUUCCCGCCUGGAGAACCUCAAGAUUCACAACCGCUCGCACACAGGAGAGAAGCCAUACAUCUGUCCCUACGAGGGCUGCAACAAGCGGUACUCCAAUUCCAGUGACCGGUUCAAACACACGCGUACGCACUAUGUGGACAAGCCCUACUACUGCAAGAUGGUGGGCUGCUUGAAACGCUACACAGACCCCAGCUCCCUGAGGAAGCAUAUUAAGGCUCACGGGCACUUUGUCGUCCAGGAUCAGGGAGGUCCGGGUGGGGUGGGCUCUCUGAUGAAGCCGGGGCAGAUUGCAGGGUCAGGGAAAGAAUCUGAGCUGACUUACGUCAGUGGGGCCCACAUCAUCAUUCCUGGUGCUGCCGCUGCUCUCCUGGGCGGUCACGGUCUGCAGGGUCUUGGAGGCUCCCUCCCCUUCUCCCCCCUCAGUCCCCACCCCUUGGACUUGAGCACACUGGGCUGCCCAAGCUCCCCUCCAGCUGGGCUUGGGAAGACCUCCAUCCUGUCCUUCAGUGGUUCCCCGCUUGGCCUGGCCAAGUCAACCUUGCUGUCUCAUACCUUCUCAUCUUCCACAUUGGGGUUGCCCAUGGUGCCUAUUUUGGGCUCGGAGCGCAGGGACCAUGGCAAGGGCAAGGCCAGAGGUGAGGACGAGAUCCACGGCAGAGUGCUCAACUUGUCUACGGGGGCAUCCCACGACCCCCUGUCUUGGGUUGUCAUCCCUUCUGGCCCGGUGGUGCUGAAGCCAGCUGUGGUCAACUGAGCGCCACAUUCCAGAGGAACGGCAGGGGAAGCGUGGGGGUGGAACAGGGGUCAGAGGUCAGAGGCAAGCCUAUGGGGGGUUUUCUCAAAGCAAAUGCGGUUCUGCUUGGAGGUGACACCAUCUUCAACUUUUAGCGCUACUUCAGUUCUAAUUUGUACCUUAUGGUCAGACACAGCUACCUGUUUCUUGUGGUAAUAGGGAUGGUAUCUUGAAGUGAAAUUAUCGUAACAAUCUAGAAAGUGGCCAAACACUCACCUCCAUUCCAUUCUCUUUCUUUCUGGCUUAUCUUAUUACCAGGGUUAUCCAAUCUUGCUCCUGGAGAGUUUAGCUCCAACUUGCUCCUAUACACCUGCUUGAAAGUUUUGAGUAAUCCUGAAAGAGCUUGAUUAAUUGUGUUUAAUUAGGGUUGGGGCUAAAGUAGUGGUGGGCAAAUCCCUGCACUUUCCUGCAGUUUAGUUACAACCCUCACUAAACACAAACUAAACUAAUCAAAGUCUAUAAGAUUACUAGAUGAAUUACAGCCAGGUGAGCUUGUUGGAUGUAAACUCUGCAGGACAGUGGACCUUGAGGGCCAGGGUUGCCCUUCCCUGGUCUAAACUCUGAAGAAAGGUGGCCCUCCAGAAGCAGGAUUGGAACCUAAGUCUUAUACGCUUUGUUUUCUGUUUUAUGAGAGCACUGAUCUAAACGGCAGACUUCAGAAUCUGUGCCCUUGCUUCAAGAGACAAAUGUAUUUAUGCGUAAGAGAAACUUUUGGACGACAGUGUACGCAACACACUAAAGACACAAAUGUAUGCUAUUAUUCUUCAGGAACUGACCUUCAAGCCAUUCCGUGCGUUAUGAAAAGACCUCCGAGCGUAGCGAGCUAGAGAUCUUUUAGGCUAAAUCGCAUGGGCUUGGUCAGGUUUGCAGCUCGUUUACUUGCCGUCAAUCAACAUCUGUUGUACCCUUUAGACCAGUAGUGUCCAGUUCUGGCCCUGAUAUGCCACUUUUCUGCAGAGCUCAGCUCCUACACACAAGUUUCUAGUGAUCCUGAAGACCUUGAGUAGCUGGUACAGGUGUGUUUACUUAGGGCUAGAGCUAAACUUUCCCGGACGGUGGCCCUUUAGGAGCAGGAAUGGACACCACUGCUUCAGACUGUCCCGAGUCCCACCUCGGUCAGCGGGUACCCUCUGCAUCCCUUGCAAGUGAACUUCCUUAGCUCAAUGCUAUUGCAAGCUAUAUGAAAAACCUUGCAUUUGCUGCUAGCUGUGUCACUGCAAUGUAAGCAUACGUCUUUGAAUAAAAAUAGACAAAGUAUGAACGACAAUCUGUCCUCUGAGGAGGAGGAAAUAGAAACCUUGACUAGCUCUAUUUUGUUGAAUAAGAGAUUUACAGACACAAGGCUCAGACUGACUGAGUUUUAAGUCAUACAAGGGCACAAACUCACCAAGCGGUCAUGCUAAUGCCCCAUAGGACAUGGCACUGUUGUAAAUAGUGCCAUCUUAUGGUCAUCACUUGUACUGCACACUACUAGCUGAACCAAGGGCCAGAUUUAAAAGUUAUUGUCCUGCUUUGCCGUAUACUAGCACGGCAGGGUAAAACAAAGGACCUUUGGCUGAUGCAUAAUAGUGGAAUGUUAAAAAUAACCGUUAUCCACAACCCAGUGGCAAUGCUGACACUUGCAAUACACCAGUUUAAGUGUACUUCAACGAUUAAGGGCCUAGUUCGCUUAAAAUAACUUUCACAGUUUGCCCCAUGUUAAAUCACUGCGCUAAAAAUCUAAUCGUAAACCCAGAGAUUAAAGUAGGGACUUAAUAAUAAAGUGUAGAAAGCACUAUUCAGGUGGCCAAAA